AUGAAGUUUUUGUUUGUCUCAUUGAUACUUUAUGUUGGUUUUGUACUAGCCAAUUUAGCUAGAUUUGAUGAGAAUAGUUUUUCCCAAGUAUGUUCGGGAAUGUAUUCAAAACAAGAUUGGGGUGGAUCAUUCAAACCACACAUUGGAUUGACAUUAAAUCAAUACAAUGAUUUCAAAUAUGAUCCGAAAAAUAAAGAUCAAGAAGUGGAUAAAGAUAUUUCUGUUAGUUAUAUUAUUUUUGAAUAUAAAGAUUUAGUGAAUAUUGGGGCUGAUUUGGGUAAUGGACAAUACAAAUUUAUUUGUGAUGAUACUGCCAUUAAUGACUUCAAAGUUUGUGACGAAAAGCAAAAGGGUAAAUUUAUUGUCAAUAAAAAUGUCACUAAUAGUACUAUAUUGACAGCGCAAUUGACUCAUUUAGGACAAGCAAACAUCAAUUAUCCCGUUAACGUGACGGGAUAUUAUUGUAUCUCAACAUUUUCUCAAUAUAAAGAAACCGUUUAUAGAGGAGAAGUGAAUUUUCAAAAUGCAUUUGGUCAAUUAAGUGCUAGUGAAAUCCCUAAAUUACCAGCUUAUGGUAUUUUGGCCAUUUGUUAUGCAAUUGCCUUGGCAUUAUUUGGAUUCCAAUUUUUCAAAAAAAGAAAGGAGAAUCAAAUUUUACCUUUACAAAGAUAUUUAUUAGCCAUGUUGGGAUUUUUAACUUUUGACACGGUUGUAGUGUGGUCAUAUUAUGAUUUGGUCAAUAGAAUCGAAUCUCCUAGUAGUGGAUUUGCUCGGUUUUAUAUGAUAUUCCUUACAUUAUUAAAUGCUGCUAAAAUCACUUUUUCAUUCUUUUUAUUAUUAUGUAUUUCCCUUGGUUAUGGGGUUGUUAAAUUAAAAUUGGAUAAAAAAGUCAUGUUUGGUUGUAAAAUCUUGGCUGCAUUUAACUUUGUUGCUUCAUUUGUUUAUUUAUUCUUCAAUUAUUAUGGUGGUUCAUCAAAUGCCUUGGUAUCUACUGAUAGUAUUGACACUGCUGCAUCGGGAAGCUUUUUAGGGUUAUUACCAAUUAUCCCUAUUGCCAUUAUCUUAUCCAUCUAUUAUGUAACAAUUUUGGCUUCCAUAAGGAAAACAACUGAAAGUUUACACAAACAACGUCAAAUUAUCAAAUUGAAUUUAUAUCAAAACUUGUUUAAAAUCAUUUUUGGAUCAGUUAUACUAACAUUUUUGGGUUUAACAUUAUCAUCAUUUGUUUAUUUAAGUAUGUCUUCCACAGAAAUGUUUGAACAACAUUGGAAAGGAUCAUUUUUCAUUUAUGAUUUUUGGCCAAGUGUUGUAUUUUUCAUAGUGUUUAUGGCAAUUGCUUGGCUUUGGAGACCAACUGAAACAAGUUAUAUGCUUGCUAUUUCGUCUCAAGUAGCCAAUGAUGAUGAAAAUGGUGAAUACCAACAAGGUAUGGAAUUAGAUACUUUCUCACUAAUGAGUCAUAGUGAUGAUGAAGAACAUAAUCCUCAAAGACAAGUUGAACGUGAUAGUUUUGAAUUACCUAGUAAAAAUAUUCAACCAGAAAAUCCUCCACAAUAUGAUCAAUUGAGUACUCAUGAACCACACGAAGCUCCAAGUAAUACCUUGUUUGAAUUGGGUGAAGACGAUGAAAUUAGUGAUCAUGAAGGAGAUAAUAGAUUGAAAGAUCACAAGCAUAAAGAAUAG
Candida dubliniensis CD36 is the source of this 1683-nucleotide messenger RNA. RefSeq lists its product as uncharacterized. Bases 1 to 1683 code for a protein of 560 amino acids. Lineage: Eukaryota; Fungi; Ascomycota; Pichiomycetes; Serinales; Debaryomycetaceae. Gene Ontology annotation, biological process: retrograde transport, endosome to Golgi. The transcript has a single exon. The record is from RefSeq and is a predicted model, not a curated record. Gene Ontology annotation, cellular component: Golgi apparatus; membrane.